Molecule: messenger RNA, 3594 nt
Organism: Vicia faba (fava bean)
Lineage: Eukaryota; Viridiplantae; Streptophyta; Magnoliopsida; Fabales; Fabaceae
Source: the annotation of a GenBank genome assembly
AUGGCGACGCCGUUAGACGGCGGAGGUGUAGCGGUUCUAACGAACUCGGCGAACAAGGUCGAUUCGUCUUCGGUUCUUAAUGGCGGUUUGAAGUGCUCGAAACUCGAUUCACCGAUUUUGAUUUUCUUGUUCUUUCAUAAAGCGAUUCGGAAUGAGCUUGACAUUUUGCACCGAUUAGCCAUGGCAUUUGCCACCGGUAAUCGCUCUGAUAUUCAGCCGCUGUUCGAGCGUUAUCGUUUUCUCAGUUCCAUUUAUAGACACCACUCCAAUGCUGAAGAUGAGGUGAUUUUUCCCGCUCUAGAUAGACGUGUGAAGAAUGUUGCAAAAACUUAUUCUCUUGAGCACAAGGGUGAAAGCAAUCUUUUUGAUCAUCUAUUUGAGCUGUUAAAUUCUUCCAUCAAGAAUGAUGAAAGUUUUCCAAGAGAGUUAGCAUCUUGCACAGGAGCCUUACAGACAUCAGUUAGUCAACACUUGGCAAAGGAAGAGGAACAGGUUUUUCCUCUGCUUAUUGAGAAGUUCUCUCUUGAGGAACAAUCAUCCCUAGUUUGGCAGUUUCUUUGCAGUAUUCCUGUGAAUAUGAUGGCAGAAUUUCUUCCCUGGCUUUCAACAUCUAUAUCAGCAGAUGAAUCUCAGGACUUACGAGAUUUCUUAGUCAAGAUUGUGCCAGAGGAAAGGCUUCUUCAAAAGGUUGUUUUCACUUGGAUGGAAGGGAGAAGUAGUGUUAAUACAAUUCAAAGUAGUGCAGAUUAUUCUCAGGUUCAAUGUUGUUCUAGCCCGUUAAGGCAUCAGGCUGGAAGAGUCAAUUGUGUAUGUGAAUCCACAACAACUGGAAAAAGGAAACAUUCUGGAUCUAUACUAGAUGUUUCUGAUGUCACUGGAACACACCCUAUAGAUGAGAUAUUGCUCUGGCAUAAUGCAAUAAAAAAAGAGCUAAGUGAGAUAGCAGUGGAAACCAGAAGGAUACAAAACUCCGGAGAUUUUACUGACAUAUCAGCUUUUAAUGACAGAUUGCAAUUCAUUGCUGACGUUUGCAUAUUUCAUAGUAUUGCUGAGGACAAGGUUAUUUUUCCGGCGGUAGAUGGAGAGUUUUCUUUCUUUCAGGAGCAUGCUGAAGAAGAAAGCCAAUUUAAUGACUUUCGGUGUUUGAUUGAAAGUAUUCUAAGUGAAGGAGCAACAUCUAAUUCAGAAGUUGAAUUUUAUUCCAAGUUAUGCUCCCAUGCUGAUCAUAUAAUGGAAACCACACAGAGGCAUUUCCAUAAUGAAGAAGUUCAGGUUCUUCCACUUGCAAGAAAGCACUUCAGCUUUAGAAGACAAUGUGAACUUCUGUACCAAAGCUUAUGCAUGAUGCCUCUGAAAUUGAUUGAGAGAGUCCUACCAUGGUUGGUAAAAUCUUUAACAGAAGAAGAAGCAAAUAUAUUUCUGAGAAACAUGCAAUUUGCAGCUCCAACAGCAGAUUCUGCUCUGGUCACCCUCUUCAGUGGUUGGGCAUGCAAGGCUCGUAAUGAAGGCCUGUGUCUGUCUUCAGGCACUUCAGACUGCUGUCCUGCUCAAAGACUUUCUGAUAUUGAAGAAGAUAUUGAUCAGCCAUCCUGUGUUUGUUCCUCUGCAUCAUCCUGCAGACAUUGCUCAGUAUUACUUGAGUCAGAUGGCAACAAAAGACCAGUCAAGCGAAACACAUUGAAGUUGAGCAAUGGAGAUGUACCUGAAACUUUGGAGACUGAAAGUAUCCAGAAACAGUGCUGUAGUCCGCGGUCUUGUUGUGUACCAGGUUUAGGUGUAAACAGUAACAAUUUGGGGCUUAGUUCAGUUUCGACAACCAAGUCCUUACGCUCCUUGUCUUUCAGCUCUUCUGCUCCUUCUCUUAAUUCUAGUCUUUUCAUAUGGGAAGCAGAGAGCAGCUCAUGUGAUGUUGGCUCUGCAGAAAGACCAAUUGAUACCAUAUUUAAAUUCCAUAAAGCUAUACGCAAAGACUUGGAGUAUCUAGAUGUUGAAUCUGGAAAGCUGAGUGAUAGUGAUGAGACAGUUAUUAGGCAAUUUAGUGGAAGAUUUCGUCUUUUGUGGGGUUUAUAUAGAGCUCAUAGUAAUGCAGAAGAUGAUAUAGUAUUUCCAGCAUUAGAAUCCAAAGAGGCCCUUCACAAUUUGACCCAUAUGGCAGGGGAUUUGGGUGAUAGUAAUUUUGGAACUUCUGAUGCAAAUGAUAGGGAUGAUGUCAAGAAGUAUAACGAACUUGCAACAAAGCUUCAGGGGAUGUGCAAAUCCAUAAGAGUGACCCUGGAUCAGCAUAUUUUCAGGGAAGAGUGUGAACUGUGGCCGUUGUUUGGGAAACAUUUCACUGUGGAAGAACAAGAUAAGAUAGUAGGCCGGAUAAUUGGAACUACAGGUGCUGAAGUUCUCCAGUCAAUGUUACCAUGGGUAACUUCUGCACUUACACAGGAUGAGCAGAAUAAAAUGAUGGAUACGUGGAAGCAGGCAACUAAGAAUACUAUGUUCAAUGAAUGGCUUAAUGAAUGCUGGAAAGAGAGUCCGGAAUCUAUAACACAGACAGAAACAUCACAUUGUAGCACUUCUCACAGAGGUUCUGAGUAUCAGGAAUGCUUGGACCACAAUGAUCAAAUGUUCAAGCCAGGUUGGAAAGACAUAUUCCGGAUGAAUCAGACUGAACUUGAGUCAGAGAUUCGGAAGGUUUAUCGCGACUCAACUCUUGAUCCAAGGAGAAAGGCAUAUCUUGUGCAGAAUCUUUUGACAAGUCGUUGGAUAGCUGCCCAGCAGAAAUCACCUAAAGCUCCAUCUGAAGAAGGAUCAUCUAAUGGUGUCGAAAUAGAAGGACACUCACCAUCAUUUCGGGACCCUAGGAAACUUGUAUUUGGGUGUGAGCACUAUAAGAGAAAUUGCAAGCUUCGAGCUGCAUGUUGCGGCAAGUUAUUUACUUGCAGAUUUUGUCAUGACAAUGUGAGCGAUCACUCAAUGGAUAGAAAAGCAACAUCAGAAAUGAUGUGUAUGCGCUGCAUGAAUAUACAGCCAAUUGGGCCUAUUUGCAUGACACCUUCAUGUAAUGCACUUUCAAUGGCAAAGUACUAUUGCAGUAUAUGCAAAUUUUUUGAUGACGAAAGGAAUGUAUACCAUUGCCCAUUUUGCAAUUUAUGCCGUGUUGGACGAGGGCUAGGGAUUGAUUAUUUUCAUUGCAUGAAAUGCAAUUGCUGCCUGGGGAUUAAAACAUCAUCUCAUAAGUGCCUGGAGAAAGGUUUAGAAAUGAACUGCCCAAUAUGCUGUGACGACUUAUUCACGUCAAGUGCUACAGUCAGAGCUCAGCCCUGUGGCCACUACAUGCAUUCUGCUUGCUUUCAGGCCUACACUUGUAGUCACUACACGUGUCCAAUCUGCAGCAAGUCAUUGGGAGAUAUGGCGGUUUAUUUUGGUAUGCUUGACGCCUUGUUGGCUGCAGAGGAGCUCCCUGAAGAGUAUAGGGACCGAUAUCAGGACAUACUUUGCAAUGACUGUGAUCGAAAGGGAACUUCACGCUUCCACUGGUUGUAUCAUAAAUGUGGGUCUUGUGGCUCUUACAAUACUCGGUUGAUCAAGCGCGAGACACGCUGA